AUGCUUGCAGUUGGAGUUAUUUGCAGAUCCCAAGAUGCCGAGCUUUUCAGGGGAAACGGUGAUCUAGGAAGUAAUGCGGAACACGUUGAGAACGCACUGGAAACCAAUUUUGCCCUGGCUAAUCGAUGGGGAUGUAUUCUUCUGCUCGACGAGGCUGACGUCUUCUUGGCUAAGCGAUCUCCUCAAGACUUUGUCCGAAAUGGAUUGGUGUCAGUAUUCCUACGUGUGCUCGAAUAUUACGCAGGAAUUUUCUUCCUCACUACCAAUCGCAUUGGGGACUUUGAUGAGGCAUUUAGCUCUCGCAUUCAUAUCAGUCUACACUAUCCACAGUUGAAACUCCCUACUACUGAAGAGAUCCUGCAGCUCAAUAUCCGUUUAAUCAGGGAGCGUUUCCGACAAAAGAAUCGACUGCUCUCCAUUGAUGAGGAAGGUAUUCUAGCCUAUGCUAGAAGAUACUGGACAAAGCACAAGAAAAUGAGAUGGAACGGACGGCAGAUUCGGAACGCCUGCCAGACCGCUCUGGCACUUGCCGAGUUUGAUGCUGGCGGAGGAAACCACGAAAAAAAUCUCGAUCCAAAUGCAGAGGUCAAACUAACAGUCAGCCAUCUUAAAACGGUAGCCCGUGCCUAUCGAGAGUUUAUGUGGUAUUUGAACAAAUUGUACAAGACGGAUCAAGAUCGUCUGGCGCAUCAAAAGGGACUUCGAGCUCGGGAGCUGGAUGGGAAGGCGAUGGAUACUACGGACGAAGAAAUUGGCCCGGGUGAUAGCGAUGACGCUUGCGAAGGAGAAUCCCAUCCCUUGCCACAACAGCCAAGCACGCUAUCUUAG
Messenger RNA from Penicillium odoratum, 828 nucleotides. RefSeq names its product P-loop containing nucleoside triphosphate hydrolase protein. NCBI's taxonomy places the organism in Eukaryota, Fungi, Ascomycota, Eurotiomycetes, Eurotiales, Aspergillaceae. Gene Ontology annotation, molecular function: ATP binding; ATP hydrolysis activity. Bases 1 to 828 code for a protein of 275 amino acids. The record is from RefSeq and is a predicted model, not a curated record. The transcript has 3 exons.